GCGCGCGGGUCACUUCCUUCCUCUGCCGGGAUGGGCGGCGCGGGACUGAGUGAGCAGCCUGGCGGCCGGCGGGUAAUCCGCAUCUGACCUGCAGCCGCGGAGCUGCCGACUGCCGGGGCACGGAGCCUGGGGUGCGGGCGGCGCGGCGAUGACCUGAUCCGGUGCCCCGGAGCCCCCUCCUCGCUCGCAGGCUCCUGGGAGCCGGUGCGGACACCCGCUCGCUCACGCGGCGGCCCCGGGGGGACCAUGGUGGGGAGCUCCAGCUAAAGGCGUGUGGGCGCCCGGCUGGGGACGACACCUUCGGCAUCGUUGCCUUCCGAGGGGCUUAUUUAAACUACUGAGUCAUUCCAGAUUUAGGAUUCCCUAAAUAAUCACCAACUGUGCCCGUCUCGUGCCGGAAAGCAGGCGGGAAGGGAAGGAGCGCCAGUGCCGGGACCCCGCGGGUGGCCUCUGGCGGGCUGCUCCCGUGGGUGCUCGGCCCUCGAGGAUCUCCCUCCCUCCCGCGCUCCCUCCCCUCCCCGGCCUCCCGCUCUCUUUGCAGUGCUGCUGGAAGAGAGGCGCUCUCACCGCAGCUGGCCACAGCUGCCCCCACCUCGCCCCUGCCCCGGCCCGGGCUAACCACUUGGCGCUCGGGCGGCCCCGGAGAACCGCAGCCCGAGCGAUGCAUUCCGUAGACCUCACCCCGCCGGGACGGACCUCCUAGUCUCCUGAACCGCGGGCCACAGGGAGUUAAAUUGCUGCCUUCCUCUCCUCUGUCGCGGUUGGUGGUUCGUUUUCUAAAGGAACGUUUUAUUCACUUUUUAGUAUUAUUAUUAUUUUUUUAACUGGGGGCACGCUCCUCGCCUCGGUCCAGACUCUGCUUUGUAAACGGGUUUUUCUAUGUCUGUGUAUGUAGAUAUACUUUGGACACCUUACGACGCUUGCGUCUCUCCAACGGGGGCACGGCUUGUUAUUUGGGAUAUCUUUUUCCCCCUUUCACUUGGUACCCUGAACGCAGUGUGACCAAACUCCCCACUGCCCCUCGGACGUGGAUCGCCUUGGGGUGCAAGUUUGGGGUACAUACGUCUACUUCGCCGGAAGGCCUGGGACCGCCCCGCCCCCGCCGCCAGCGGUUGGGGAAGUUUACAUCUGGAUUUUCACACAUUUUGUUGCCACUGCCCAGACUCUGACUAACCUUGUGGGCGCCAGGUUUUCGGUACUGCAACCUCCUCAAAUAUUAGCACUGCCUCCCCGCGUCUGCCCCAUCCCUCCAGGCCACUGAGGUCCUGCCCUGACCCCGGCGACGCAGCGGGCUGGGGGCCCGCUCUGAGCAGCUAUGGCUGCAGCGAUAGCCAGCUCCUUGAUCCGGCAGAAGCGGCAGGCGAGGGAGUCCAACAGCGACCGGGUGUCGGCCUCCAAGCGCCGCUCCAGCCCCAGCAAAGACGGGCGCUCCCUGUGCGAGAGGCACGUCCUCGGGGUGUUCAGCAAAGUGCGCUUCUGCAGCGGCCGCAAGAGGCCAGUGAGGCGGAGACCAGAACCCCAGCUGAAAGGAAUUGUGACAAGGUUAUUCAGUCAGCAGGGAUAUUUCCUGCAGAUGCAUCCAGAUGGUACCAUUGACGGGACCAAGGAUGAAAACAGCGACUACACCCUUUUCAACCUAAUUCCUGUGGGACUGCGUGUGGUGGCCAUCCAAGGAGUGAAAGCCAGCCUCUAUGUGGCCAUGAAUGGGGAAGGCUAUCUCUACAGCUCAGAUGUUUUUACCCCAGAAUGCAAAUUUAAGGAGUCUGUGUUUGAAAACUACUACGUGAUCUAUUCUUCGACACUGUAUCGCCAGCAGGAAUCAGGCCGAGCAUGGUUUUUAGGACUCAAUAAAGAAGGUCAAAUCAUGAAGGGGAACAGAGUGAAAAAAACCAAGCCUUCAUCUCAUUUUGUACCAAAACCUAUCGAAGUGUGUAUGUACAGAGAACCAUCCCUACAUGAAAUUGGAGAAAAGCAAGGACGUUCGAGGAAGAGUUCUGGAACACCUACCAUGAAUGGAGGCAAAGUCGUGAAUCAGGAUUCAACAUAGCUGAAAACUCCUCUCUUCUUCCCUCUCAUCCUCCCCUUCCCCUUCUCCUCCCUCCCCUUUCCCCACUUUUUCCAAUAAAUCUGCCCAAGGAGAGAGAAAAUUAAAAUAAAAUGGCAACACAGGACUUAGUAGCUAAGAUUCUGCACUCAAAAUCUUCCUUUGUGUAAGACAAGAAAAUUGAACCAAAGCUUGCCUGUUGCAAUGUGGUAGAAAUUCACAUGCAGAAUUAUCACAUAUAAAUGCAAAGGAAAAAUAAACCAGGACUCCACAAACAUUAAAUUUAACUGUGUUGUUAUUAAUAGAGGGCUGAAUGUUAACAAGAGAUGACUAUGAUAAAGAUGAAACAUGGUUGUUGGAUGAUGGAAGGGAUUUUCAGAAAAUCAAAAAUUGUUGUUGGACUCUAAAUUCCUUAAGUUCUUGAGAACUCUGUGAUGUAUGGCUUUGUUUCAUCUUUGUGUUUUCUUUAGACAUCUGUAAAAGAUACGCAGUUACAUCCUGUUUGCAGGUUAUUCUUUUGAUCAUGAAAUUAAACUAGUCAAAUUUACUUUUCUAAUGCCUAUCAGAUAUAUAGCAGAAACCAUUAAACAUGAAGAAAAGUUUUAAAAGUUAUUCUUGAUGUUGAAAAGAUUUUUAUGUAAAAGAUUAGGCUUGUGUUGAGUUUAAUGGUGUUAGCUGCUUUCCAUUUCUCCUAGGAGAAUGCUUUAUUUUUAACUAGGUAUUGAUCCAUGGUUUCUUUUUCUCUUAGACAUUUAGUGAAAAAGGUCUUAUUGCAUUGCUGAGGAGACUUUUGGGGAACCCUCUGUCAUUGUCGUAUUCAGGUGAUCAGGUCAUGAGGGAUAAGUGACUUUUCCCAUUUGAUCUUUAUUUUGAUUUGUGGACAUCUUUGAGAGUAUAGGUGAGUGUCUAGCUGUCUUGGGAGGUUUUGAACCAUAUCUUGCAGCAAGAGAGGAUGAUGGAUUUUGCAUGAGGAAAUAAGUCAGAGACCAGAUCAAAGCAAAUUUAAAUCCUUUUUACAUUGCCAGUUUUGUGUGCAGAACAUUUUCCUAACUCUAUGAGAACUUGGGAGGCAUGGCUGUGAAAUUCCUAACUUACCCAUCCUGUGAAGACAGUGGCUUGUUUGUUGAUAUUUAUUCACAUUUAUAAAUCUAGUUGACAAUUUUGUCUUCUAGAACACAGAAGGUCACUAAGUAUAGGUGGACUUUUCAAGAGACAGAGAAAAAACAUGGAAUUAACAGCUAUGAUUCAAAUAGACAAGGUUUUGAGGGUAGUUGAAAGUAAUGAAAAAGAACUCAGUGUAAGAGCAACCAAACACACUGUUAAGAAUACUAAAAGUACUAGAAAAUAUUAGCAAAGACAUGGAGUUAAACCACUGCAUUCAAAUAAGUAGAUCUGCUUAGCCCUACAAAUCAGGAAUGGUAUAGAACACAAAUUUAAACAAAACAAACCUGAUUGUUCAAAUGUAUGCAGAUUUAUGGAUAUUAUUAAUGAGAAGACUUAGCAUGUAACUUCUCCUAUAUCUUUACUGUCCAGCAUGUAUUAUCCCAACUAUGACUCCCUAAAAUAUAUACACUCUGCAGAAGAUUUAGGCCCUCACCUCAAACCUUGCACAUUGGUUGCUAUAUUCUUUCAAGGUCAAUGUAGUGUCCCUCACUCUACACAAUCAUUAUUCCUCAAUGUGAUUCUUGUCCUUUAUCAAGCACUGUAUUUAUGUUCUCUGGAAGGUAUCAGAUAAUGAAAUGGAGGAGUUUGCCUAUAAAACUAGCAAGAAUAAAUGUUAUGCAUAGAGGCAAGACUUUUGAACACAUUUUAAACUAGAAUAUAUGGAAAGUAACAAAUACAUUUAGUUUUUAUAAAAGGAGUGUUGUUCUUUUAGGAAAAGAAUAACCAUGUGAAGAUACAAAUCUGGAUGUAUAUUCAUUGUCACUGUUGAUCCAACUUAAUUACAAAUACACCUGUCACUUCAAGGACCAAACAAAUCCCAAGCACAAAGCCUUACUUUAUUUAAAAAAAUAAAAAAGAGGCUUCAACAAAAUGGGACAUGGGCUCCUUUAGCAUGAAAUGACAGGAUCGUUUGUGGUGAUAUGUUUACUCAACCAUAACGUAGCUAAGGGUCUCACAGGAAACACAAUUGACUGAUUUACAGUCACCCAUCUCACUGAAGAUUUCAUGACAGAAGAUACUUAAUCCAGUUACUUAUGAAAAAUAUAAUACUGUGAUGAAUCUCUAAUAAAAACCCUUCUCUAUUUUCAGUGCUUGUCCAUUAUUCAUCGUCCAGACUCACAGUUGUCCUCACACUGACAACAGUUAAGAAGGAGCUUUCUGAUCACCCAAUUUAUGUAUUGUUUGCUCUCCACAUCCUGCUAAGCAAAUAUUUAUUGCACCAACUAUUUUGGAAAUUAGCUUUUAAAAAUAUUACAGCUGAUUUCAGAGAAUGAAUCGGAAGCUUCACAUUAAUUUCAUGCUUAAACUGACAAAUACUGUGGUUUAGUGCAUAGGGUAAACGUUUGUUUAACAUCUCACUACUUUUUAAUUACAUUAAAAUCACUAAUAGAGUCAGUAUUCACUGUCUUCAGUUUCAAACUAUAUUAAGAAAUAUAAACAUGUAAUCAUGCUCUGUCCUUCAAAGACAUGAAUGAGUUUUAACGGCUGUUGUUCAGUUGUGUUUCAAGUAUAACAACUUUUCAUUGUGGUUUCAUUAUCCUACUUUCUAGGUUCAACUCAUCUAUCACCUGUUCUUCUUUAAAUACAAUAUGGGUUUUGUUUUUCUUUUUUUCCAAAAAAAUACAAGAGGGUAUUCCCAGGAAAGGCCUCUAGCAAAGGGUUGCUGGAGUCCUUAUGUUUUAAAUUAUAGGCAUGAUAUGAUAGUGAAAACAAAAGUUUGGUGAGUCUCACAAAAUUGCUUCCUGGUCAACAUUCUGUACUUGAAAUUCCAGAUAGACAAAGGUGCAGGAACAACUGGUACUGAGGUUCCACCUGCUAAUUUAGAGACUUAAUGCUUCAGGAAACUGCAACCCAGAAGCCAUUCUCUUCUUGAUCAUAUGAUGGGUUUGACUUUGAAUUGUACACAUGAAGUUCAUAAGACAUUUUUAGCUAUUAUGGAUUGCCACAAUAGCUAGACAUCAGUGUAGCACAAUGUGAUUUUUUUCAUGAGCCUCCUUCUAAUUCAGAAAACGUGUAUAGAAGAAUUCCCAAACUUAAGAAGAUGAUAAUAGCUGCAAGGUAUUAUUUCCAAGUUGGUGAUCCUGCUGUGCCACAAGGAAGAGUUAGAGGAUCAAAAUGAGUAAAGGAUGGAGGAUAGCUUGAUUGUUGUGUAUUAGAAAGCUUUUAGGUCUCAGUCUGGAACCACUGGCUAAAAUAAAUUAUAUCUACAACAGAGAUUAUUUAUGUUUUAACAUACUGACCCAGAAGUAGAAAAUCUACCCUUGCACCCUAUGGGUUAAACUUUAGGGCCUUGCUCUUCAGAAGGUUUUCCAUGAUGUUGUUUAAUUUUAUCUACACAAGGUGAGACACAGUCAGACAUCAAAUUUCCCUACUCAUUUUAAUACCAUUAAAGGCUGAGGUAUUACUCUGUGAUAAGAUUGUAAAUAACAUUUUUUAAGUCAGAAUCACAUUUAAAACUGUGGACUGUUCUACAAAUAUAUAUGUGUAUAUGUAUAUGCUUCUGAAAUGAGGAUAUAUUAUAUAAAGUUUUUAUUUGAUCUGUGAACUUUAGUUAGGUAAUCAAAAAUAAAGAGAUUUGAAUGCAAAACUUUAUAUAUAAAUGUAUAUUUCUAAUGAUAGUACAAAUUGCCACUUUAUAAUAAAAAAGAAAAAGGUGGGAACAAGCCAAAAGCACAUGCUCCUUCAGAACACUGGGGACUUUUAUUCCCCUUUCUGAUGCAGGCAUAAUUUUUUAAUGCUUAAAAAGCUAUCUUAGAAAGCUAUAAUUCCGACACCGAUUUCAUGAUAAGAUUGAAAUUUUAUGGUUGAGAGAUAGGGAAAGGAAGCGAAAUGCCGAUCUUGAUUUAUUGAGAAUUUCUUUUGGAGCCCAUAUUAAAAAGCCAAUAUUUAAGUCCAAGUUGAGUGAAAAUUACUAAUGUUCAGAGGUGAUCCAUUGAACUUCAAUAACAAACGGAAGCAAAAAUGAGAAUAUUUAGCAUUAGCAUUAAAAUAAUGUAACAAACAUUACAUCAUUAGUUUUACUAUCUGGAAAUGGUGAGCUGUUGUUUCUUCGUCUUUGCUCCAAGCACAAUUUAAUGGCAGUAGCAUUCAUUUGACUCAAAGUUGUUUAAAAAAUCCAAAAUACAUACACAUGAACAGAACUGGUAUUAGCUUCAUCUCAAAGUUAAAUGAUGUAAGAUUAAGAAAUUAUUGAACUAAAAUGUUUAAUAAACAUGUUAAUAUGAGAAACUGAGCAAAUUAAUGAUUCAUUUUUACAUUAAAGCACAGAUUAUUUAAAUCAUUGUUUUUUGAAAUCAGCUUUGUAAAAUGUUUAUACACCACAACCUUCCUUAAAUGAAAAGAAAUUAAACUUGUGAGAUACUCAUAUGUGUAGAAUACUGGCACUCUCUUUAAACAUUAAACUCUUUUGAGAAGUC
Molecule: messenger RNA, 6624 nt
Organism: Nannospalax galili (Upper Galilee mountains blind mole rat)
Lineage: Eukaryota; Metazoa; Chordata; Mammalia; Rodentia; Spalacidae
Gene: Fgf12
Product: fibroblast growth factor 12
Exons: 5
Coding region: 1316-2047 (243 amino acids)
Biological process (GO): regulation of cell migration; animal organ morphogenesis; cell differentiation
Cellular component (GO): cytoplasm
Molecular function (GO): growth factor activity; fibroblast growth factor receptor binding
Source: RefSeq, a predicted model, not a curated record